AUGGCGUCCGACGAGAUUAUUUGGGGCAUUAUUGACAAGCAGUUUUGCUCGUAUAAGCUCAAAGCACCGAGCGGCCAGAACUUCUGCCACAAUGAAUACAACGUCACAGGUUUCUGCUCGCGGCAGGCCUGUCCGCUGGCCAACUCACGAUAUGCCACCGUCCGCGCCAACCCAGAGACCGGCCGUUUGUACCUGUACAUGAAGACCGUCGAGCGUGCCCAUCUGCCGUCGAAGCUGUGGGAGCGCAUCCGCCUCUCCCAAAACUACGCCGAGGCCCUGCAACAGAUCGACGACCGCCUCAUCUACUGGCCCAAGUUCCUGAUCCACAAGAACAAGCAGCGGCUCACGCGCCUCACGCAGGUCGCCAUCCGCAUGCGCAAGAUUGCCAAGGAGGAGGCGCGGCUCGGCGAGACGACGGUGGCCAAGCUGGCGCCCAAGGUGCGGCACCGCGAGCGGGCGCGCGAGCGCAAGGCCGAGUCGGCGGCGCAGCUGGAGAAGACGAUUGAGCGCGAGCUGCUGCAGCGGCUGCGGUCGGGCACGUACGGCCACGAGCCGCUCAAUGUGAGCGAGACCAUCUGGAAGAAGGUGCUGACGGCGAUGGAGCGGGAGGACGGCGCGACGCGCGACAAGGACAUGGACAAGGGCAUUGAGGAGGAGGAGGAGGGCAGCGAUGACGAUGACGAGGAGGAGGAGCUCGAGGAAGAGUACGAGGGCGUCAAGACCAAGAAGGCGACGCGGCAGGCCCAGUCGCUGCGGCAUGGUGAGGAUGCGGACGACCUGUCCGACGGCGGCGACGUGGAAUACGUCAGCGACUUUGACGAGAGCGACGAAGAGGUCGGGGACAUUGAAGACUGGCUUGGCGAGGGCUCGGUCGACGAUGACGACGAUGAGGAAGAGGACGACGACGAUGAGGACGAAGACGAGGACGACGAGUCGGGAGAGGAAGAGUCCGACGACGACGGCAAGAAGAAAAAGUACAAGGUGAAGCUGAUUGGCGACAAGCGCAAGCGCGGCCGCGUCACGCGCAUGAAGCCGUCCAAGAAGGCCGCCACCAAGGAGAAGGUGAAGAUGGUCGUCGACUACACGAACCGCAACAAGCACGCCGAGGCGGAGUCUCUGAGCUUCUAA
Messenger RNA from Sporothrix brasiliensis 5110, 1128 nucleotides. Its product is annotated as protein MAK16. Gene Ontology annotation, biological process: maturation of 5.8S rRNA; maturation of LSU-rRNA. Gene Ontology annotation, cellular component: preribosome, large subunit precursor; nucleolus. The record is from RefSeq and is a predicted model, not a curated record. The transcript has 3 exons. NCBI's taxonomy places the organism in Eukaryota, Fungi, Ascomycota, Sordariomycetes, Ophiostomatales, Ophiostomataceae. The coding region runs from base 1 to 1128 and encodes 375 amino acids.